CCAACACAACAUCCUCAUUAUUCAAUUCAACCUCUUUCUUAUCCUAAAGAUUCCUUCAUUUCUUUUCUCUCCAAAAUCCCACAUUCACGAAGCAUACAUAGUUUUUCUCACACUGGUCAACUCUGUUCAUCAUAUAAUACACAUAUUCUCUUCUCCAACCCCUCCUUCCAUGGCUUCAGAUUCCAAUCCUAACCUUAGAAUCACCAUUGAAAACAACCCCCCCGAGUCACGCCUAGCCGAAUUGAACAUCAAGGGUUGGCCCAAAUGGGGUUGUUCUCCAGGGAAGUACCAAUUGAAAUUUGAUGCUGAAGAAACAUGCUACUUGUUGAAAGGGAAGGUGAAGGCAUAUGCAAAAGGGUCAUCAGAGUUUGUAGAGUUUGGUGCUGGAGACCUUGUGACCAUCCCAAAGGGACUCAAUUGCACUUGGGAUGUGUCAAUUGCUGUGGAUAAGUACUACAAAUUUGAGUCACCUUCUUCUUCUUCUUCUUCUUCUUAGUGUUUUGGAUCACUCAUCAUUAUUGUAUAUUGUGAUUCAAUUAGUUUUGGCACUUUCAUUCAUCAAAAUUAUUGUAUUCCUUCUAAUUCUUUCACAGUGUCUAUUUUGUGCUGCAAGUGGUGGGGGUUGGUUUUUCUCUUGCUGGGAAUUGGUAGUUUUAGUCAAAGGUGGAACCAAUCAGUCAAAGGAUGUCCCGUUCAAACCAAUCAUCUUUAAAGAGUUAGAUAUUAGAUACAAUUUUUAAUGUUUCUUUGACUCAUCAAUCAAUCAAUCCAUCAGAUUUGUUUUUUUAA
This is a messenger RNA of Cajanus cajan (pigeon pea), 789 nucleotides long. RefSeq lists its product as uncharacterized. The record is from RefSeq and is a predicted model, not a curated record. Lineage: Eukaryota; Viridiplantae; Streptophyta; Magnoliopsida; Fabales; Fabaceae.